AGUCAGUUUUAUGUCACAUUAGGUUUUGGAUUGACUUUCCGGAAAGCAUUUCUUUUCAAAUUUCCCUCAGAGCUUAUGGCGUUCCUUACCAACAUCGGUCGUUUUAUAUCGAAGGAUAUAUUCUGGCGUUCAACUUGCCGCUUGAAUCGUAUUCCGAGACGUUUCAUUUCUUGCGACCCUUACCAUGAUACACUGCGGAAUCUGGUGCUCUGCAAGGACACCAAAGUCAUCUGCCAGGGCUUUACGGGCAAACAGGCCACAUUUCAUUGCAAGGAAGCUUUGAAAUACGGAACGAAAAUCGUCGGUGGCGUUUCGCCCAAAAAGGCCGGAACGAAGCAUUUGGACUUGCCCGUAUUCGAGUGCGUCGAGGAGGCUAAGCAGGAAACCCAGCCUCAUGCUUCGGUCAUAUAUGUCCCGCCUCCGGGAGCAGCUGAGGCUAUAAUGGAGUCCAUCGAGGCAGAGAUUCCGCUAAUUGUGUGCAUAACGGAGGGCAUACCCCAACAUGACAUGGUCAAGGUGAAGGCCGCCUUGAUGCAGCAGAACAAAUCCCGUUUGGUGGGCCCCAAUUGUCCGGGAAUUAUCGCGCCGGAAAACUGCAAGAUCGGCAUUAUGCCGGGUAACAUUCACAAGCGUGGCAUGGUGGGUGUGGUGUCGCGGUCGGGAACACUCACAUACGAGGCCGUCAAUCAGACCACAUUCUACGGCUUAGGUCAGACGCUGUGCGUGGGACUAGGCGGUGAUCCCUUCAACGGCACGAAUUUCAUCGACUGUCUAGAGCUGUUUCUGGAAGAUCCCGAGUGCAAGGGCAUAGUGAUGAUCGGGGAAAUCGGAGGUGACGCUGAGGAGAAGGCGGCCGAAUUUCUCAUGGAACACAAUUGCUGUGAUCCUCCGAAGCCAGUGGCUGCAUUCAUUGCCGGUCUUACCGCGCCUCCUGGCAGGCGAAUGGGGCACGCUGGUGCCAUAAUAUCCGGUGGCAAGGGUGGCGCCCAAGACAAAAUCAAUGCCCUGGAAAGUGCCAAUGUCGUAGUCACCAAUAAUCCCACCACGAUUGGCAAGGUGCUGUACAAGGAAAUGGUGAGUCUCGAGAUCGUUAAGGAGGAUGCCAAAAAGAAGAAAUGAACAGCAAAGCUCUGAUCGACGAGUUUGAGCUUUUUCCAUUUUAUUUUCUGUAUCACAGCCACACAUCUGAAUAAAUAAGAAUGCAUUUUCUUUCCGAUUUUCA
Messenger RNA from Musca domestica (house fly), 1222 nucleotides. Its product is annotated as succinate--CoA ligase [ADP/GDP-forming] subunit alpha, mitochondrial. Bases 76 to 1119 code for a protein of 347 amino acids. NCBI's taxonomy places the organism in Eukaryota, Metazoa, Arthropoda, Insecta, Diptera, Muscidae. Gene Ontology annotation, cellular component: succinate-CoA ligase complex (ADP-forming); mitochondrion. The transcript has a single exon. The record is from RefSeq and is a predicted model, not a curated record. Gene Ontology annotation, molecular function: succinate-CoA ligase (ADP-forming) activity; succinate-CoA ligase (GDP-forming) activity. Gene Ontology annotation, biological process: tricarboxylic acid cycle.